This is a messenger RNA of Malassezia japonica, 3006 nucleotides long. It is a transcript of the gene cys12, whose product is annotated as cysteine synthase. The transcript is spliced from 5 exons. The record is from RefSeq and is a predicted model, not a curated record. The coding region runs from base 1 to 3006 and encodes 1001 amino acids. NCBI's taxonomy places the organism in Eukaryota, Fungi, Basidiomycota, Malasseziomycetes, Malasseziales, Malasseziaceae. Gene Ontology annotation, cellular component: cytoplasm.
AUGGUCGAACGCCACCUGGCACGCCAAGCGCUCCGCCCGCUCGAAGUACGCCGUGUCCGCUUCCAAUCGGUGCAUGUACGCAAGACGGCACGCGAGACACACGUGUCGUCGAGCAGCAGCGACCUGCUCGUCGUCCAGUCCAGCUCGUCGUGUCACGACGCGACGCCACAGCCGACCAAGCGGCCGUGCUCCGAGCAGGACGUAGAUAGCUCGCCGACGCCCGCGCACGCACCGGCCGCCAAGCGCCCACGCACAGAGCCGAGGACAGGCGUCACGACGCCGAAACGGCCGAUCCCACGCCGCCGCAUCGCACCGCGCGAAAUGACGCUGGGACCGCGCUCGCCUUCGGCCCUCUCGCCGUUUCGCUUGCUCGCAGCGCGCUCGCGCCUCCAGGGACGCACACCGCCUCGCUCGCCGGGGGGGAUGUGGCGACCGGGCGAGCAUGGCGUGACAGCGGCAGAGGCGCUGGUUCCCCCGUCGAUCCUCGUCUCGCCCCCGGCAGCAGACAUCGAAGCGGUCAUUGCCAAAAGCACGCGGGGGUGCCGCGCAAUGCGCCGCAUUCCUAUCCGACACGAGUGGCAGUUUGCGUUUGCAAGCACGCUGCUCACACGCGAUCAGGCGGCGCUCGAACAGCUCCAGUGGCAGCUCGACCUGGCUUUUGCAAGCCUCACCGGAGCGCCGACACGCGACGCGGUGCUCGUGCACCAUCCACAUCUCGCUGUACGUCUUGCUCGCCAGUCCGCAGGCAAGGUCAUGAGCAUCGUGACGCGUGCGUGGAGGCCGUCAACCUCGACCGAGUACGCAUGCAGUCCGCCGAGUUUUCGGCUUGCAUCGCUUGCGCGCGAGUCUCUUGACGCCACAGGUGCCUCUGGUGCCGCCCAUGCGGCAUGGGCACAGCAGAUUUCGGCAGUGCUCGGCGCUGAGACGGCCGAAAAGAUCGCGAUGCACCUGGUGCAGACGCUGUGGUACAUGGUGGCUCACGACUCUUUGCGCACCUACUCGCGCCCGCACCUCCUCGCACAGUUCUGCGCAGAGUGGCUCAAUCUCCUCGCCAAGUGGGAGGAUGAAGAGGCACGCAACGAAACGCGCCAGCUCCCGCUACGCUCGAUCACGCUCCGCCUUCCGGACGAGGAGCGGGGUUGGGCGUACACGUCGACGGCUCUGCGCCGCAUCUUUGUCCAGGCACUGCGUAUCAAGCUGUACGAGGCGCACACGGCCAUGCGGCACGUUGCUCCGACGUCGGGUGCGCUGCAGGUGCCGGGGCUGCCGGCAGACAGCAAGCGGCCUGCCUCGCGUCUGAAUGGCACGGCCGUGCUGGAUGCUGCACGCUUUACGGGCGAGCUCUUUCGUGCAGACGUCGUGGUGGACAAGGCGUGCGUCGCGAGCUGGCUCGAUGCGCUCAUCGUGCGGCCACGGCCUUGGAUCCAAGUGCCGCUUCACGAACUCGAGGCUGCGUGUGCUUUGCUCUUGCUGGUGGGCCCUAGCUGGGAUUCAGACUUGCUUCAUGGCGAUUUGCACGCGUGCUCGCCGGACGAUGCUUCGAGGAACAAGGGGCAAGGCAUGACGACACUCUUGGAAAAAGCGCUGCACCGUCUUGAAGAUUUGGUGGAGUCGACGCUCGUGCCAACGGCGACCAAGGAAUGGGUCCAGGGUCUGAUGCGUGCCGCGCACGGGUUGCUGGGGGCCAACAUGUCCGCCUGGCUCGACCACUUUUUGGUAGGGCUGCGGCAAAACCGCCGUGGUAUCUUUACCUUUGGAUUUGUGACCGGUUUGAUUGUGGGGCUGGGCUCUUUGGCGUUUGCAAAAUUGCACAAAACACUAUUGAAUACGAUUUGGAAUCCCCGCUUGCCGAAGCGAUGGGGCGCACACCGUGUCGACACGCUGAAAGAUGAAGAGUUUCAACCGGUCGAGAUUCGCAGGAGCGGAAAGGUCGUUUCGGGUAUCGCCGGCAUGAUCGGCAACACGCCCCUCAUGCGAAUUAACAGCUUGUCGGAAUUGACUGGCUGCGAAAUUCUCGGCAAGGCCGAGUUCCUGAACCCGGGAGGCAGCCCAAAGGACCGUGUGGCCUUGGAAAUCAUCACCCAGGCGGAAGAGAAUGGCGAGCUAGUACCGAAUGUCGGCUCGUGGAUCUUUGAGGGAACCGUCGGCUCGACAGGCAUCUCUAUUGCAACCCUUGCAAAGGCCAAGGGGUACAAUUGCUGCAUUUUUGUCAACGAAGCGCGUGCGCGUGCUCUGGCGUGGCAGCCGGACGACAAUGAGCCCUAUGCACGGGCCUUUUUCGCGGACCAAUUCGAGACCGAGGCGAAUUUCUGGGCGCAUUACCACCACACUGGACCCGAAAUUUGGGAGCAGACGGGCGGCAACCUCGAUGCGUUCGUAUCGGGUGCCGGCACCGGAGGCACCUUGGCGGGCGUCGCGGCCUAUAUCAAGCGGACUGCGCGCGAACAGGACAGCGAUCAAGAGCCGCUGAUCGUUGCGGCGGAUCCCCUGGGCUCGGGCGUGUACAACCGCGUCAAAUACGGCGUGCUGUACAGUUCUACCGAAGCAGAAGGUACCCGGCGACGACACCAAGUCGAUACGGUCGUGGAAGGCAUUGGCCUCAACCGCCUUACGCACAAUCUUGAGCUCGGCCUGCCAUACAUUGACGAUGCUGUGCGUGUUACUGACGAGGAAGCACUCCGCAUGUCGCGGUACAUUGCUGCGCAUGAUGGUCUCUUCUUGGGCUCCUCGUCGGCAGUACACUGUGUGGCAGCUGUACGCGUCGCAUUGAAACUCAAGGCGCAGCGCACGCCCCCUAGCGAUGCUGCUACGUGGCGUGCUGGAACGCAGCAGCCGACGCACGACGAGGUCGCUAUUGAGGACCGCACACGGCCGGUUGUCGUGACCAUCCUUGCUGACUCGGGAUCACGACACCUGUCCAAGUUCCAAAAUGACGAGGCGAUGGAGAAGCGGGGAUUCCACGUAUCCGAUGACAUCUCUGAUAUUUUACGGUCUUCGUCUACAUAG